AUGGGCCAUCAGAUCUCGGCUCUGUCCAGGUGCGCUUGCGGUCCCGGCAUUCCGGGUGAGUUCGACUUUACGGGGUACACCAGGUAUGAUGGCGCGAACGAGCGGUCGGCACCCUCACGGCCCUCCAGCUCAAAAGUAACCGAUGAGGAUGUGUUGCAGGGAAGACGCCAGCCACGUGCAAAGACACACAGUGACACGGUCUUCCUCACUGCCGCACUCCGUGCGAGCAGCCUCUUGCGGCAAGUUGAUGGCGAUACGAUCAAGCAGCUCGCGGACGUGCUCGAGUACCACGAAGUCUAUGCGGGCGAUAAAGUCAUAAGUGAAGGCUCCGUGGGCUCGUAUUUCUACCUUGCGCACGGGACCGGCUUGGAAGUGGUGCUUCGUGGGGUUGUUGUCAGUAGCCUAUCUGCUGGACAAACCUUCGGCGAGCUCUCAUUACUGCACAAGUGCCCUCACACGUGUUCAGUGGUAGCGACCCGACGGGUGGGAGUCUGGGCAGCUGCCAGCGAUCUCUUCCGGCAGGCCAUUCUGUCCGCGGUGAAGCGGCAGGUGUCCGAUGUUAGGACUUUUCUGGAAGAGGUGCCCCUCCUGCAAAGCCUGUCUGCUCGGGAGCUGGACUGCGUGUCCGACAUGUCCUAUGUCAGAUCCUACGUUCCGGGUGACAAGCCGUUGCAGAGUGGCGUCGAGCUGAACCACGCGUUCUUCGUCAUGUCAGGGCAGCUGAAGUCCUCGAGUUCGCGUGGCCAAAAGGACCUUCUGGAAAGCGGACAUUGCGUUGGUGAGCGCCUGCUAUUGUAUGGAGACUCCUCAUCUGUCGACCUGGAGGUCACAAAACGAUGCGAACUCGUUUUCGUCAACGCGCGGAAAUUGCGGCAGCUGUUGGGCAAGCAAGAAGCUUCCAUCAAGUUGCAGCAGCGCAGCUUACUGUCGAGCUUGCUCUCAUCGUCAGUGUUUGCAGACCAGAGUCACUCGCUCGUGGCCCAAGUCGCCAAGUCCUUUGAGUUGAGCGAGUAUUUGCCAGGUGCGAAGAUACCACCAUCCAUUGGCCUCUUCGUGGUUUUGGACGGGGAGGUUCAGGUGGGUCAGCGUCCUGCUGCCCGGAUCCUUCGUGCAGGGGUGGUGGAAGCUCCACCUGCAGCCUGCAUGGUUACAGGAGGCACGACUGAUCGCCGCAUUCUCGGAUCGGCUCAUGACUGCCAUUUCGUUGCUGGGCACACCGGCUGCCGCAUCGCCGUGUUACCCGCGCUGAGGGCAGAUGACGCUUGUGGAAUGAAAGCGAGAGUGAUCAACGUUCUGUCGAGGGUGUCUAUCUUCAGGCAAGUCCCUGAGGCAACGCUGGAUGUGCUUUUCCAGUGCGUCAAGACCCAGCUGUACCGGAACGGAGAGGAGAUCGUCCACCAAGGCGAUAAAGCCUCUCACUUUUAUGUCAUUGCCGCCGGCGAGGUUAACAUGGUGAAGGAUGGUCGCACUGUGAGAAGGCUGGUGCAGGGAAGUUGUUUUGGCGAACGCGGCGUGCUGUUUGCAGAAGCCUGGUCCACAUCCUUCAAAGUCGUGGCAGCUGAAUGCGAAGUAUGGUUCUGGGAUCGAAACACCUUGCUCCAGGUUCUUGGAAAAGAAAGCCGGGCGUCUGAGCAGCUCCGUCAGAGGGCGUCCCUCCAAGAUCCUGGAGUGGGGCUGCAAGACUUGAAAAGGCUGGGGCAGGUUGGGACUGGCACAUCCGGCACAGUCUGGCUCGUGACAAGCAUGAAGACAGAGUUCAAAUAUGCUCUGAAACGAGUCAAGAAGACUGAUGGCAAGGUACCACAGGAAGUGCAGCGCGAGAUCCAGAUUCUCUCCGAAAAUGACCAUCCAUUUCUCAUGCAAAUGGUGAAGUCCAUCGAGACGCGCUCCUACAUAUACGUCCUAGCCGAGUAUGUCGGAGGUGGUGAGCUUUAUGCGGCCAUGCGGUCAAUCUCAACCGUUUUCAGCCGUCAACAAGCAAUGUUUUGUGUGGGAUCGCUGCUUCUGAUGCUCGAAGCCCUGCACGAGCGGAACGUGGUCUAUCGAGACUUGAAGCCGGAGAAUGUCUUGCUCGAUGCAGAGGGCUACCUGAAGCUGGUCGACUUCGGCACCUCCAAGAAGCUGGAAGCCAAAUGUGGCAGAACCUUCACCUUGGUCGGUACAACGCAUUACAUGGCUCCCGAAGUUAUGCGUGGCAAGGGCUAUGGCUUGGAAGUGGAUGUGUGGGCAUUGGGCAUCGUCCUCUACGAGCUUCUCUGUGGACAUCUUCCAUUCGGCGAGAACGCUGAGAAUCCCCGGGAGGUGUGCAGAGCAGUCUUGGCUGGAAGUCCAGCGCUUCCUCAACAUCUUGAACCCUGCGGGCGAUCCCUCAUCGCAUCACUUCUUGAGCCCCGGCCACGACGAAGACUCGGAUGCGGAGCAAAUGGGCUCCAGGAAAUCAAGGCAGGACUGCAAAGUAUGAUAAUGUGA
Symbiodinium natans is the source of this 2469-nucleotide messenger RNA. The record is from the annotation of a GenBank genome assembly. Lineage: Eukaryota; Dinophyceae; Suessiales; Symbiodiniaceae.